AUGGGUCUACUGAAUUCAGCGGAUAAGGAAAGUAUCAAGGUAGCAUUACCUAAAAAUGCUAACAAGAUUAUUGACGUGGCGGUAGCUAGAUUAUACAUUGCUUACCCAGACCCGAACGAAUGGCAAUAUACGGGACUCUCAGGGGCCGUUGCGCUUGUGGAUGAUUUAGUUGGCAAUACAUUCUUUCUAAAAUUGGUCGAUAUAGAAGGACACAGAGGUGUAAUAUGGGAUCAAGAGCUCUACGUCAAUUUUGAUUACCAGCAGACACGUACUUUUUUCCAUACUUUUGAAUUGGAUGAAUGCUAUGCAGGUUUGUUAUUCGAAGACUUGAGUGAAGCCUUUCAUUUCCUCAAAAGAAUCUACAAACGUGAAGGGUAUGCUUCUAAGAAGACGCUUUCCAAUAAGAAUGCCAUUGCCUUGACAGAUAGAGCCCAAACGGAAGAUGAUGAUGACGUGCAUGGCCCUCGUGGUGAGACUCUUUACGGUAGCCAAAGGGAAAGAUACAACUAUUCUAGUGGUUCAGAUUCUAAAUCUACGGUGACAAAGAAAGCGCCACCUCCACCACCGCCUGCACCUGCACCAACUGCCUCAUCACAAGAUGAUUUUAGUGAAUCUGAGGAUACGGAUUGGCAAUCUGCGGCUGGUACACCAGCACCCCAACCACCCUCAGCUCCGGCGGCAUCUACUCCUAAGAUGAGACAUCCAGUGCCACCAGUUUUUAUUCCUCCUGCUCCUGCUCCUGCUCCGUCUGCUCCAUCUCCAUCGGUUUCACAGACCGCUUCUGCACCUCCAGCGCCCCCAGCGCCUCCGGCACCGGCCGCGCCUUCAGCGGCAGCUCCGAAUUCAGCACCAACGCCUGGUGUGGCUCUCCCUCCAAUACAGACUCAAGUAACUCAACCUCCUAGGCAUACAGAAGUUCCUCAAAAUAAGAGUCCAUUCCCCUUCCCUAUACCUGAACCUACAUCUCCCAAUCAGGUAACGCCAUUCCCCAGACAACCACAACCAGUACAAACACCUUCAGCAUUCCAAAAUGCUAAUACUAAUAGGCCUGUUCCUCCUUUACCUGUAAGAAAUGAUAGACCUUUACCUCCACCACCACCAAGAAGUAAUAAGGUGCCACCACCGGUGCCGCCAUCCAGACGUGGACCACCACCACCUGUGCCUCCACAAAGAACAACUACAGCCAAUGCUUUGGGGACACAAUCGACUGGUGGAUACGGUAGCAGGCCAGCUCCACCUCCACCUCCACCAAGAAGGGGACCUGCACCACCACCACCACCAAGGUCAUCUAGAUUGUCUUCAUUCUCUCAACAGCAGCAAGCACAACAGACUGCAUAUUCACCACCUCCUGUAAGUUUCCCACAACAAACGCAACCUACGUCUCCACCACCUCCAUUGGCCCCAAGACCACCACCUUCAAUACCACCAACUUCAUUUAACAGUGAACCUUCUACUACUGGUGCACCACCUCCACCUCCCCCACCUCCAUUAGCUCCAAGACCACCAACGUCCUUUAACACUGAACCUUCUACUACGGGUGCACCACCUCCACCACCUCCUCCUCCAGCAAUGCCCUCUGCAACUGGAGGAGGAAGUGCGGCACCACCUCCCCCACCACCUCCUCCAUCUAUGCCCGCCAUGCCUGCAGCCGGUCCAAGUGGAGGCGAAAGCACAGGUGAUACCGGCAGAGAUGCCUUGUUAGCAUCCAUUAGAGGUGCAGGCGGUGUGGGAGCAUUGCGUAAAGUGGAUAAAUCUCAACUUGAUAAACCCUCAGUUCUUUUACAAGAGACAAAUGGGCAGCCUUCACAACCUGCAUCGUCUGCCCCCACCGGUGCCGGUGCUCCUGGUGGAGGCGGUUCAUUGGCAGAUGCAUUAGCAGCUGCAUUGAACAAAAGAAAAAAUAAAGUGGCAAAUGAUGACAAUUAUGAUAAUGGUGAUGAUUGGUGA
Zygosaccharomyces rouxii is the source of this 1947-nucleotide messenger RNA. RefSeq names its product actin-binding protein LAS17 (gene LAS17). NCBI's taxonomy places the organism in Eukaryota, Fungi, Ascomycota, Saccharomycetes, Saccharomycetales, Saccharomycetaceae. The transcript has a single exon. The coding region runs from base 1 to 1947 and encodes 648 amino acids. The record is from RefSeq and is a predicted model, not a curated record. Gene Ontology annotation, molecular function: actin binding.